Messenger RNA from Morus notabilis, 2835 nucleotides. RefSeq names its product formin-like protein 4. Bases 151 to 2709 code for a protein of 852 amino acids. Gene Ontology annotation, biological process: actin cytoskeleton organization; actin nucleation. Gene Ontology annotation, molecular function: actin filament binding. The record is from RefSeq and is a predicted model, not a curated record. The transcript has 2 exons. NCBI's taxonomy places the organism in Eukaryota, Viridiplantae, Streptophyta, Magnoliopsida, Rosales, Moraceae.
UGCUUUGUUUGAAAGUGUCAGCAAACCAAACCCCAAACGCAUCUCUCUCUCUCUCCCUCCCACUCCAAUGCCUAAUAUACCAAAAACCCACAACGGAUUCAGUUUCAUUCCUCUCUUUCAAGCUCAAUCAAGAAGAACAAAGUCCCUUCCAUGGCUGACAAGAUUCAGCCCUGGAUUUCUCUCUCUUUCUUCUCCCUCUUCUUCUUCUUGUUUCAAGGUUUUCUGUUUUCUCUUUGUUUUGGCCAAUUGGGUCCUCCUCAAAACACUGAAACUUUCUAUCCCAUCACAAUCUCACCCCCUUCUUCUUCUCCUUCUCCAAGCAAUUCCAAUCAAACUCCUCCAUUAGUCUCUCCCCAAACUCCGCCGCCCAAGCCGUCGUCAUCGAGCCAUAACAAGAUAGCGAAGGCGGUGGCGGCUACGGCCGCGAGCACCCUGGUGGUCACCGGUUUGGCCUUCUUGUUGAUCCAACGGUGGAUCGUCGCGAGACGGAAGCGAAAGAGCAGCGGUGGAAACAUCGGUACUAAUUCGAAGCUCGACGGCUGCGGCGGCGGCGGAGGUGUUAGGGCUAGGUCUUUGCAGUCCCGGAGUGAGUUUGUUAGAUACGAAGGAGAUCUCAAGGGGUUCAUUGUGGACGAAAAUGGUCUUGACGUGCUUUAUUGGAGAAAGCUCGAGAGGAGAAACUCGUCGUCCGAAAAAGGUCUCAGAAAAGAGGUUUUGCGUAACAAUCUGAGAGCUAAAGAAGGUUGUGAUGAAGAUGAUGAUAAUAAUGAUGAUGAAAGGAAUGUGGUAGAUAAUCGUAGAAGUAGAAGAAAGAAUGAAAAGAUUCAAGAAACGCCUCUUCUCCGAGGGAAGUCUUCGACUUCACAUGUAAAAGUUGUACCGGAAGUAGUCAAUAGUAAUGGAAUUAAAACUUCUUCAAUUCCACCAAAACCAAGUGUUGGAAUUGUCUUCAAGGACGUCCAAGAACCAGAAUUGGAACCAAGCCGGUCCUCGUCCGCCUCUCCUCCUCCUCAGCCUUCCUUGCCACCAACACCGCCACCACUGCGGCCUGCGCCUAUCUCUGCAAUUCCUAAGAAAAGCCCUCCGCCGCCUCCGCCGCCACCUCCGAUUCCACCCAAGAAAGCUCCUACUCCGCCACCUCCUCCCCGGCCCAAGGCGCGCAGUUUGAACUCGUUGUCUAAACCGCCUCCGCCGCCACCUCGUAAUAGAGAGCAAACCUCCGGCGAAGGCACGUCCGGGACAGGAAACGGUCAAGUGAAAUUGAAGCCUUUACAUUGGGACAAAGUCAACACCAACCCCGAGCAUUCUAUGGUCUGGGACAAAAUCAACGACAAUGGUUCUUUUAGGUUUGAUGGAGAUCUUAUGGAAGCACUUUUUGGAUACGUAGCCACCAACCGAAAAUCCCCAAAAGAAAACAAGAAUAACAACAACAACAACAACAACAACAACAACAACAACAAAACACAAUCAAAAUCUGGUCCUUCAGCUCAGACAUUUAUACUAGACACCCGAAAAUCUCAGAACAUUGCCAUUGUACUAAAGUCACUUUACGUGUCUCGCAAGGAAGUCAUUGACGCCCUCAUGGAAGGCCAAGGCGUAAGCCAAGAAACUCUCGAGAAGCUCUCCAGAAUCACCCCAACCGAGGAGGAGCAAUCCCAGAUCCUCGAAUACACCGGAGACCCGAUGAGGCUCGCCGACGCCGAAUGCUUCCUCUUCCACAUCCUCAAAGCCGUUCCCUCCGCUUUCACCAGGCUUAACGCCAUGUUGUACAGGUCUAAUUACGGACCCGAGAUUGUCCACCUCAAGGACUCCAUACAGACGAUUGAAUUGGCCUGCAAAGAGCUGCGAACACGGGGCCUUUUCGUAAAAUUACUCGAAGCCAUUCUCAAAGCUGGAAACAGAAUGAAUGCAGGGACUAGUAGAGGAAACGCGCAGGCUUUUGAUCUCACCGCGCUUAGGAAGCUCUCUGACGUGAGAAGCACAGAUGGCAAGACUACUCUGCUUCAUUUCGUCGUCGAGGAAGUCGUCCGGUCGGAGGGAAAGCGGUGCGUGAUUAACCGGAACCGGAGCUUGAGCCGGUCCCGAAGUCAGAGCAGCAGUAGCAGAAGCUUGAAUUCCGAUAAUUACAAUCAAACGACGUCGUUUAAGGAAGAAAGAGAGAAGGAAUACGUAAUGCUCGGCUUACCGGUCGUCGGAGGAUUAAGCUCGGAGUUCUCUAACGUGAAGAAAGCGGCGAGUAUCGAUUACGACAACUUCUCGUCGGCUUGCGCAACUCUUUCGACGAGAACAAGGGAGAUUAGAAAGCUCAUUGUGUCGCAAUCGGUAAAGGGUGGAUUUGCGAGAGAAAUGGAAGAUUUUAUUGAGUCUGCUGAGGAAGAGGUUAAGAUGGUGGGUGAUGAGCAGAAGAGAGUAAUGGAGGUUGUGAGGAAAACGACGGAAUAUUAUCAGGCCGGGACUUCGAAGAACAAAGGGGCUCACCCGUUUCAGCUGUUUAUUGUAGUGAGUAAUUUUCUGGGGAUGGUUGAUCAGGUGUGUGUGGAGAUUGCUAGGAAUUUGCAGAGGAAGAGAGGGAAUAUUGGGAGUGGUGUAGCUUCUUCGCCGAAGUCGCCGCCGCCGUCGAGGGUGGCGGUAAGGUUCGCGAACUUGCCGGAGAAUUUCAUGUCCGACAAGUCCUCCGGGAGAAAUUCUAGUGACUCAGAUAAUGAAUAAUUUUACGUUUUCAUUGGUGUACAUGAAGUAGGAAAGAUGGUUUAGAGUUACAAGGUAAAAAAGGAAAUCACUGGAGUUAUUUUUUUUGUUAUUAUUAUUGUUUCAAAAUUUUUUCUUUAUUCCUAA